Messenger RNA from Rhopilema esculentum, 2307 nucleotides. Its product is annotated as chloride intracellular channel protein 2. NCBI's taxonomy places the organism in Eukaryota, Metazoa, Cnidaria, Scyphozoa, Rhizostomeae, Rhizostomatidae. The record is from RefSeq and is a predicted model, not a curated record. Gene Ontology annotation, cellular component: membrane; cytoplasm. Gene Ontology annotation, biological process: chloride transport. Gene Ontology annotation, molecular function: chloride channel activity.
GCGUGAUCGCAUUGUCAUUCUUCGGAAGACUUUAGAGGCAAAGGGUUAACAGACAACAAUCAGUCGUGAUCCAGUGCUUUACAAAAGAAAGUUUGAUCAAAACGAUGGACGGCCACGCUGAAACAAACGAUGAAUCUGGUUUAGAGUUACUUGUUAAAGCUUCAAGUGAUGGAAAAGGUCUAGGGGACUGUAUACAGUGUCAUAGAUUGAUGAUGUUCCUGGCAUUGAAGGGGGUAGAUGCCAAAGUCACAACCAUUGACUUGGUGAGAAAGCCAACCUUUUUUAAAGAAAAUUACUCAGGUAUGAAGUUACCUUGUCUUUCUCAUGAUUUACCUGACGGUAAAAAGAUAAUCAUAGAUGAUGCAGCUGAAAUAGAAGACCAUCUUGAGCAGCAUUUUCCAGAACCAAAGUUAAAAUUUGGUUCAGGGGAAAAUGACGGAGGUGCAACAAAGGCAGAAGGGAGGAUAUUCCAGAAAUUUUCUGCUUGCAUGCGGAACAAGGAUGCAGAUGUAGAUGAAAAGUUGAAAGGUUUCUUGUUGGAUGAAUUGAGUCGUUUGAAUACAUUUUUAGGAUCAAGCACAAAAAUACCAGGAAGGUUUCUUGCAGGAGAUUCCAUGACACAGCCAGAUUGUGUGUUGUUGCCAAAGCUUCAUCAGCUUAGAGUUGCAUUAAAAUUUUACAAAGACUUUGAAAUUCCAGAGAAAUAUGAAAAGCUAAUUGCUUAUUUAAAUGCUGCAGAAGAAGAGGAAAUAUUCACAGGGACAAGGUGCGACGCUGAUGAAGUACUUUUGUUUUGGAGUACUCAUGGAGAUCAGAAAAAGGCUCAGCAAUUUUUGAGAACUAGAUCUGGCUCAAUUCACAAAUAGACUUCUUCUCUCAUCAUCAAAACAUCGUGGCAUUGGCUUUUUCUGCCGUUCACCAGCAUGUUGUUUAGAAAGUUUGGUAUGCUGACUUUGAUUAGUGUUUUUGAUUAAAUGUCAAUUGCUAGAGUAUUCAAGCAUGUGUUCUUUUAACAUUAUUACUUAUAUUAGUGGAAAGUAUGUGAUUCAUUGAUCCAAAUUGCCAUAAGUGACUGAAGAAAGUACCCAAUAUUAUAUGUUAUAGUUCAAACAUUAAAGAAAUCAGUAUUAUUGCUUUCAUUUUCCAGUUUCAGUUGAAGUAUAUUUAUUAAAGUAUUUUUAAACACUCAUUAAAAAUAAUGUUUUAGAAGGCAAGUGUGCAUUCCAUGGGAACCUAACACCAAAGUUAUGAUGUGGCAGUUGAUGCAAAAAAGUUCCACCAUUACACUUAAAUAAAUGCAUGCAUGCCACUAUGCCAGCAAGAAUCUUAACUGGAUUCUGGAAAUCUUUGGGUCUAUUCACAUAGAAAGCACACUGUAAGGACCGUUCACACAAGGUGUCUGAGCAAAAUGGUGUUGGGCUUGGUGAAUCCAGACAAAUUCAGACCAAGGGAAGACCUCCAGAUAUUCAGAUUUUAAAAUAAAAAUUUUUUCCAUUCAAUUGUUGUUUGGGAACUCUCUGACUACAGGGAUUGGAAGAGAUUCUGGCAGGUAAUGCAAAACGAAGGAGGGAAGCUCUGAAUUGAUCUUUUUGCUGGACAUCCUUGUGCAUGGUCCCAUAGAGCCACAGGCCUCUCACUGGAAUUUCCUCAAGUACCCAUGUUCUCCUCGGUUAUUGCCUGACAGGCUAUUGGGAGCUUAACCACCAGAAAAACCAACUAGGUCUUUUCUUUCCGAAGAUAUGGGAUGUCAUGUAAUUUAGCAUCAAAAAUUGGUUGCCCUAAUUAAAUGGUAUAAUUUUUUGGCCUUCCUUUACUUUACUCUUUUGUAAAAACUGGCAUUUUUAGAAAAAUUGAAAAUUUAGCAAAGUGAAAAUGGAUGAAAAACAAAGGCAAAAUAUGCCCCUUUAUUCAACAGAGCAAUAUAAAAAGGAAAACAUGUUUAGAAAAUGGAUAAAAAUGCAAAUGGAGCCAAAAAAUGGAAAAAAUGUCACAUUACAAUCCAUAUGGUUUAGAAUUCAGUAGUAAAGGAAUGAUGUUCCAACACUUAAUUUGGGUAUUAGGGCAUAAAAUUGGAAUUAGAAGAAGGAAUACAAAAGGCAUACAACUCUGUAAUCAUACUUAUGGAAAGCCUGUUAGAUUUUUCACAACCUUGACCAGUUUAGUGAAAGGCCUCUCUUCUAUGUUAAUACAUAUUAAAAACAAGACAAUUUUUCUAUGUAGAAAAUGAUGAUAGUUAACUUACAUUUUAGCAUCUUAUUUUAUGUUUGUAUUUGUAUAGUUUAUUUAUUCAAAGAUUUGCUUGCCUUA